Misgurnus anguillicaudatus (oriental weatherfish) is the source of this 1972-nucleotide messenger RNA. RefSeq names its product 5-beta-cholestane-3-alpha,7-alpha-diol 12-alpha-hydroxylase-like. The record is from RefSeq and is a predicted model, not a curated record. Lineage: Eukaryota; Metazoa; Chordata; Actinopteri; Cypriniformes; Cobitidae. Gene Ontology annotation, molecular function: sterol 12-alpha-hydroxylase activity; iron ion binding; heme binding.
UUUUUUUAAAUAAUAGAAAUAGCAUUGAAUGUUUUGCAAGCGAUGUUUGAUGUUUUGCAUGUAUGUUAUAUGGCUUGGUGUGUAGAUUUUAGGAAAAAAAAUGUGCCAUAGUUUCAAAAACUGUGUUAACAUUAAAAAAGCACAAUUUGAUGGAGACCUUAAACUUGCCAUAAACUUAAAAUCUAAAGAGUCUGAGGUAACUAUUUUACGCCUUUCACGGUCUUUUCUUUUAUAAAUAUAAAUAUUUUUAAUGCCUCUGCAAUCACAAACACAUUUACCUCAUUAUCAAGUCAUAUCUUAGCUCUGCAUUAAAAGUCACGUGAUGUGGGGUGGGGCUUAAGCUACCUAGAAAAGGGAAUUAAAGCCCUAAAAGCAGCCACAAGAAUGCCAGAAGAGGAACAUGGGUUACCUUCUUCAAAUCCUGCUCGCUCUGUUCAUUUCGGUCAUCGGCGGCCUCUACCUUCUGGGGGCUUUUCGUCGCAGACGGCCCGGAGAACCUCCUCUAGACAAAGGCCCAUUUCCCUGGCUUGGCCAUGUGCUGGAAUUCAGGAAAGACACAGCAAAAUUCCUGGAGAGAAUGAAAGAAAAGCAUGGUGAUAUAUUCACAGUACAACUUGGAGGCUUUUAUUUUACUUUCAUCACAGAUCCAUUUUCCUUUGGCUCAGUGGUUAAAGAGGCAAGAGCAAAGCUGGACUUUACUAAGUUUGCAGAGGUACUGGUUGCAAGAGUAUUUAGUUAUCAUUCCUUGCCAGAUGAACACAAGGCUCUCCAGACUAUAAGCAACAAACAUCUCAUGGGAGAUGGCCUGGUUGUCAUGACUGAAGCUAUGAUGAAAAAUCUCCAGAAUUUGAUGCUCCACAGUGUGGGAUCUGGGGAUGACAAGGCAUGGCAAGAAACUGGACUCUUUGCCUACAGCUACAACAUUGUCUUUUCUGCUGGCUAUCUUUCGCUGUUUGGUAAUGAGUCACCGAAAGGAGCAGGAUCUUUAGAAAAAGCUAAGGAAAUUGACCGGGAACAAUCGGACAAACUUUUCUGGGAGUUUAGAAAAUAUGACCAGCUUUUUCCCAAUAUGGCUUAUGGUGUCCUGGGACCCAGCGAGAAGAUGGAGGAAAUACGUUUAAAGAAACUGUUUUGGAACAUGCUUUCAGUGCAGAAGAUGAUGAGCACCAGAGACAAUAUCAGCGGCUGGGUGCAGGAACAACUGCAGGUCAGAGAUGAGAAAGGCAUGUCUGAGUCCAUGCGUGAUCGAUACAUGUUUCUGCUUCUGUGGGCAUCUCAGGGAAACACGGGUCCGGCCACCUUCUGGCUGCUCUUGUAUCUGAUGAAGCACCCUGAUGCUAUGAAAAAUGUCAAAAAAGAAAUCGAGGAGGUUCUCAGAGAAACUGGGCAGGAGGUGAAGCACGGUGGGCCAUUAAUUAACCUGACCAGAGAUAUGCUCCUCAAAACUCCCAUCUUAGACAGUGCACUAGAAGAGACUCUCCGUCUGACAGUUGCCCCUGUCCUUAUAAGAGCCGUUCUGCAGGAUACGACCAUCAACAUGGCCAAUGGACAACAAUACAUCGUCCGCGAGGGUGAUAGAGUAGCAAUGUUUCCCUACACUGUCAUUCAAGUUGAUCCAGAGAUUCAUCCAGAUCCCUACACCUUCAAAUAUGACCGUUUUCUCACAGCAGAUGGAAAGAAAAAAACUGAAUUCUACAAGGGUGGAAAGAAACUCAAGUACUACAACAUGCCCUGGGGAGCAGGAACCACCAUGUGUCCCGGGAGAUUUUUUGCAGCAAAUGAGCUCAAGCAGUUUGUUUUUCUCAUGUUGACAUAUUUUGACUUGGAGCUGAAAAACCCAGAUGAAGAGAUUCCAAGUAUUGAUGUCAGAAGGUGGGGUUUUGGCACCAUGCAACCGACUAGAGAAGUUCAGUUUAGAUACAGACUCAGAUUUUAAAACCUCAUGUAAGGAUGAUGUCAGAUUCUGACUAAA